Messenger RNA from Mercenaria mercenaria, 1791 nucleotides. RefSeq lists its product as uncharacterized. Bases 1 to 1791 code for a protein of 596 amino acids. The record is from RefSeq and is a predicted model, not a curated record. Lineage: Eukaryota; Metazoa; Mollusca; Bivalvia; Venerida; Veneridae. The transcript is spliced from 2 exons.
AUGGGUACGAGAUUAACUGUUGUAAAGCAGAAACAGCUUUGUUUUAAUUGUCUGGGUAAACAUCAAAUUUCACACUGUAAAUCGAGAAAAACUUGCCGUUUCUGUAACAAAAGACACCAUUCGGAUAUUUGGUCUAAAAAUACAGCAUUCCGCAGGGAUCCGCCGAACAGUUCUGAAGCAGCCGUAUUUUACACAGAAGCAAGUGACACCAGGCCCGAUGUGUUGUUAAAAACUGCUGUGGCCGAGGUUGGAUUUGACCAGUUUACGACAUCCGCAAAUAUUUUAUUUGAUGAAGGAGCGCAGAGAACCUUUAUUACUGAGAAACUUGCGAACGAUUUACACUUACCUCGUACUGGCACUGACGUUAUUCGUGUAGCAUCGUUUGGGAACCAAUACCAAGAUAUACGACAUAUGGACAAGGCUGAUAUCUAUUUGAAAACAGACUAUGGUAAAAAGAUAAAAAUGCAUGUGCUUAUAGUGCCUAACAUUGCCGUUCCGUUUCAAAAUAGAAUCCAGAAAGAAGCAGCAACGUUACCUUACCUACAGGGGCUCAGACUUGCACAUCCGGUUACGACUGAUGACGUAUUUGAAAUUUCCUUCUUAAUAGGUGCGGAUUAUUAUUGGCAGAUUGUACAAGACAGGGUGAUUCGUGGAAAUGGUCCCACAGCCGUAAAAUCCAAGAUAGGAUAUUUGUUAUCAGGUCCCAUGAACCAUCAUUCUACCCCAACACAUGCAAACUAUAUCAUGAAUGUUGUAACAGCGCCACCUACAGCAGACGACAUCGACCGGUUCUGGAAACUUGAGAGUUUAGGCAUAUCGGCAGACGCAAAUGACAAAGCUGAAGCCAACGCAAUGAGAGAUGAAAUUAUAGCAGACCAAGAGAAGAGAAGUUUUAUUGAAAAGGUACCGGAAGUAGAACUACAGAGAGAUGAUAGACAGAUCCAUUACAUACCCCAUCAUCCCGUGAAGAAGGACUCAGACACAACACCCGUACGAAUAGUCUAUGACUGUAGUUCCCACCAGUCCAAAGAAGUUCCAAGUCUGAAUGAUUGUUUGCAAUUAACCCCGACAGCUUUGAAUGACUUGACUACCUUACUUGUGAGGUUUAGACUACAUAAAUUUGCGGUUUCCACAGACAUCGAGAAGGCGUUCCUUCACGUGGGCCUCCAUGGAAGCGACAGAGAUGUAACCAGGUUCCUGUGGUUACUUGAUCCAUCUGAUGUACACAGUCCCCUGCAGACAUACAGGUUUAAAGCAGUUCUGUUUGGAGCAACGUGCUCGCCUUUUAUUCUAAACGCCACUUUGCAGAAACAUCUACAAGAAAACAGCCAAAACUGGGCAAGCAAAACAACGAAAAACGAUUUAUAUGUAGACAACAUUAUAUCCAGCUUUCCGGAAGAGGAUGACUUGUUGAAGUACUUCCUACAUGAACGAGAUCUCAUGUUGAGCGCGGGAUUUAAUUUAAGAGCGUGGACGACAAACAGCGAGAAACUGAAAAUUUUAGCAGGAUCCGAGAAUGUCCUUGAUCCAAAACAGACUACAAAGGUACUUGGGAUGGCUUGGAAUACUCCGGCAGACGACAUAGGAUUUCUCUCAAACCCCAUAACAAUGACGUCACAAAGUGCUACCAAACGAGAAAUACUGCGCCAGACCUCCAGAAUCUACGACCCUCUAGGUCUACUCACACCCGUGACUGUUCGAGCUAAGAUACUGAUCCAAGAUACAUGGAAACAUGAUUUCACGUGGGACACAAUUUACCAGAUGAGACACAGAUUGUUUGAAACAGUUUGA